This is a messenger RNA of Lycium barbarum (goji berry), 1083 nucleotides long. RefSeq names its product protein LURP-one-related 5-like. The transcript is spliced from 2 exons. The coding region runs from base 187 to 1017 and encodes 276 amino acids. The record is from RefSeq and is a predicted model, not a curated record. Lineage: Eukaryota; Viridiplantae; Streptophyta; Magnoliopsida; Solanales; Solanaceae.
UAUAUUGAAAAAAUAAUAACUAUCUGACUAUAUUCUUCAACGUAUUUCGUUCUAAUCAAAAUUUAUUAAGAGAGGAAGUUCAAUGUUAGCGAGAUUAUAUUUAUCUAUUUCGAUAGAAGAAAAAAAUAAGCAAUUUGAGUCGCUCUUCAAACAAUUCCUUGCGUUUUCUCCAUCUUACUUCAAUACAUGUCAAAAAUUCAUCCAGCAUAUCAUCAUAGAAAGCUACGAAGCAAAACUCUUGUUUACAACAACGAAGAUGAACGCAAAGAUAACAAUAAUAAUCGUCUUCCUCCUCCUCCACCAGCUCGAUUAAUAUUAAGUAGGCCACGGGCUAAUUGCCCGUCUAUUUUUACAGUAUGGAAGAAAUCCAGUAUGAGUUUCCAAGGAACAGAUGGAUUUACGGUGUUUGAUAAGCAAGGCAGAUUAGUUUUUCGGGUAGACAAUUACACCCGAAGGAAGAAUCGAUCCAUUGCUAGCCGGGGCAGCAGAUCUGGUGGACUUAUACUCAUGGAUGCACAUGGUAAACCUCUCUUAACAUUGAGACCACAGAUGAGCGUGCAAUUGCAAUAUGAAUGGAAUGGAUAUAGAGGAGAGGAAGAUGAUGAUCAAUCCACUGAGCUAAACAAUUCUACUCCUUUGUUCGUAAUGAGAAGACCUCCACUAUCUUUGUUUACUAUGAUGGGAACAAGUACCACUUCAUCAUGCAAGGCUCAAGUCUUUGUUGCCAGAGAGAAUAAUGUCAUGGACAUGAAGAGUAGGAGGAGGCCGAAUUACAGGGUGGAGGGUUCUUUUCGUAGGCGAAAUUGCAACAUCAUCGACUCUGAUGGUCAUAUGGUAGCAAAUAUAUCGCGAAAAGUAGCUAACACUACAACCCGCGCUCGCAGUACCAUUUUGAUUAGCGACGACGUUUUUAGCUUGGUGGUACAACCAGGCUUUGAACCUCACAUUUUUAUGGCUUUUAUUAUUAUCUUGGAUCGCAUGUAUCCUAACUCAUACGCUCCCAUUAUUUGUUCUUAAUGUAAUUGAUUUGCAUCUCUAAAAUAUCAAGGGGUUUUAAAGAAAAAAAGAAAUUCUACCGGUUUA